AUGUGUGACGGCGCCCUGCUGCCUCCUCUCGUCCUGCCCUUGCUGCUGCUGCUUUUUUGGGGACUGGACCCGGGCACAGGGGGUGCUGGCCGCGGCGGAGGACCGGGCUCCAGGCGGCUCCCGGGCGGCAGCGCAGCCGCCGGGUCUCCGGAUGCCUGUGCCGCGCCGCUGGCCCCGGAGGUGCUCCGGGCGGCCGGGCUGGAGACCUUCCCCGGGUGGCGCGGGGCCCGGGCGGAAGCGCCGGCCGGCACGGAGUGCCCAGCGCUGGACCCCGUGCGCGGCGGGCGGCCGGAGGGAGGGCGGGCGGCCGGGCGGGCGGGCCCCGCCGCGCUGACGCGUCUCCUCUCUCCCCGCAGCUGUCGGCGACGCGGCGGCCGACGUGGAGGUGGUACUGCCGCGGCGGGUGCGCCCCGACGACGUGCACCUGCCGCCGCUGCCCGGGGCCCCCGGGCCUCGAAAGCGCCGGCGCCCCCGCGCGCCCCCAGCCGCCCUGCGAGUCCGGCCCGGCGAGCGCGCCCUGCUGCUGCACCUGCCGGCCUUCGGGCGCGACCUGUACCUGCAGCUUCGCCACGACCUGCGUUUCCUGUCCCGGGGCUUCGAGGUGGAGGAGGCCGGCGCGGCGGGGCGCCGCGGACGCCCCGCCGAGCUGUGCUUCUACUCGGGCCGCGUGCUCGGCCACCCCGGUUCCCUCGUCUCGCUCAGCGCCUGCGGCGCCGGCGGCGGCCUGGUUGGCCUCAUCCAGCUUGGGCAGGAGCAGGUGCUAAUCCAGCCACUCAACAGCUCUCGGGGCCCACUCAGCGGACGAGAGCACCUGGUCAGGCGCAAAUGGUCCUUGACACCCAGCCCCUCCACCGAGGCCCCGAUACCUGGGCAGCUCUGCAAGGUUCUAACAGGCCACGUGAGAGACACGGUGCUCUCUUGAGGAAGCCUGAGACUCUGACAGUGUGAACAAUGGCCACUUGCUUUCUCUUUGGAGAUUCUGUCCAGUCUUCUCCGUCCCUCCCUGCCCUUCCAGUCGUCUGUGACAAGCAGCCUCUAGCAGCCUGUGUUCCAGACAGCUGAACAUCAUUUCUGGCUGCCAGAUAAAAUAAAAUGUUUUAUAAUAACUUUUUGACAAGGCUCUACUAUAAAACAUUUUGUGGUGUGUAUGUGUGUGGGUGUGACUCGUCUGUGCAUGUGGGGGGAAAAAAAAGUAGAGGUUGUUCUCCUCCGGGAGUGUGAUGUUCUCGGUAAUAGGUGUCACUGAAAAGUUGUUUAAAAAGUGAGAUUUUGGCAAAAUGAAGCAAAUUUUAAAUUAAGUACA
Messenger RNA from Panthera uncia (snow leopard), 1303 nucleotides. Its product is annotated as translation initiation factor IF-2-like. The transcript is spliced from 5 exons. NCBI's taxonomy places the organism in Eukaryota, Metazoa, Chordata, Mammalia, Carnivora, Felidae. Bases 1 to 948 code for a protein of 315 amino acids. The record is from RefSeq and is a predicted model, not a curated record.